Molecule: messenger RNA, 2520 nt
Organism: Fundulus heteroclitus (mummichog)
Lineage: Eukaryota; Metazoa; Chordata; Actinopteri; Cyprinodontiformes; Fundulidae
Product: ankyrin repeat domain-containing protein 13C
Exons: 13
Coding region: 511-2079 (522 amino acids)
Cellular component (GO): cytoplasm
Molecular function (GO): protein binding
Source: RefSeq, a predicted model, not a curated record
CUGCUGUCAGUUGUUUCGCUAGCGAGAACGUUAGCUCGGUUGGCUUAUUGUACCAACCUGUCCUCCGGACUUUUACUCUCUUUUUUUUUUUGCUGCAAAGACUGAACCGAUUUUAUUUUUUAAAACGUGCGUUUAAAGGCGACAGAAGACACAACGAUGUAGUCGUCCGAAGGUCGUUUCCAUUUCUCUCUUUGUGUUCAUUUAGUGCGUGUGUGUUCUGUUAUGUUUACGGUUAAUUUCUUUAUUCAUCGCCGCACCCACCGUAUUCAUUUUUUAUUUAGGGCUAGCAAGCUAACGUCUGAUGGAAGCUAAUGCUGGCUUCCAGUCUGUCAGCAGGUGUAACGAUAUUUGAAUUAUAUAUACAUAUAUAUAUAUAUUUUAAAAAACACUUAAACAAUAAGCGAUUGUUUUAUUUUACUGUGCGUCAGUCGGGAGGGGGGUUUGUUAUGUUCGCUUUCAUCUUCACCAUUUUGUAGUAGCUAAAGUCACCCAACGCGGACGGUAGUCAUCAUGACAGGUGAAAAGAUACGCACCAUGCGGAAGGAUCACAACAACAAAGCGAAUAAAAAUGAAGCCAUCAUGGACUCAUACGACGAGACGUCCAACGGGACGGUGCCCAACGGCAACUGUAACCGCUUCAGGUCCAACAAGGCUUUCCAGAAACCCGUCAAGUCGUCGGCGCUGCAGCAGCAGCAGCAGCAGCUCAACGCCAACAACGUGAACGGCAACGCGCCCGUGGUCAGCGACGACAACAAGAACCCCAUCAUCCUCCUGACCAGCGAGGAGCCCGAGUUCCCCGUACACGAGUGCGUGUUCAAAGGGGACGUCCGCCGGCUGUCGUCUCUCAUCAGGACCAACAGCAUCGCUCAAAAAGACGUGCACGGGAACACCCCUCUUCACCUUGCCAUAAUGUUGGGCCACAGAGAGUGUGCUCUUCUCCUCCUGGCUCACAACGCCCCUGUAAAGAUAAAGAAUGCGCAGGGAUGGAGUCCCCUCGCAGAAGCUAUCAGCUACGGUGACAGACAGAUGAUCACGGCGAUAUUAAGGAAGUUAAAGCAGCAGUCAAGAGAGAACGUGGAGGAAAAGAGGCCGAAAUUACUGAAGGCUCUCAGGGAGCUUGGUGACUUUUACCUCGAGGUUCAUUGGGACUUUCAAAGCUGGGUGCCUUUGCUGUCCAGGAUCCUGCCAUCCGACGCUUGUAAAAUCUACAAGCAGGGCAUUAAUAUCAGACUUGACACGACACUCAUCGACUUCAACGACAUGAAGUGUCAGCGCGGAGAUCUGAGCUUCAUUUUCAACGGCGACGCCCCGCCCGCCCAGUCCUUCGUGGUUCUGGACAACGAAGCAAAAGUGUACCAAAGAAUACACCAUGAGGAGUCAGAGAUGGAGACUGAGGAGGAGGUGGACAUCCUGAUGAGCAGCGACGUCUACUCUGCAACCCUGUCAACGAAGUCGAUAACUUUCUCUCGGAGUCAGAUCGGCUGGCUCUUCAGAGAGGACAAAACGGAGAGGGUGGGAAACUUCAUGGCUGACUUCUACGCCGUCAACGGUCUGGUGCUGGAGUCGAGGAAACGGCGGGAACAUUUGAGCGAGGAAGACAUCCUGAGGAACAAAGCCAUCAUGGAGAGCCUGAGUAAAGGAGGAAGCAUCAGCGAACAGAAUUUUGAGCCUGCGAGGAGGCAGUCUCUCACAGCUCCAGCCCCCAACACCAUUUCUUGGGAAGAGUACAUAACGGCGGAGCACGGAAAGCCGCCUCACCUCGGCCGGGAGCUCAUGUGCAAGGAAAGCAAGAAGAACUUCAAAGCCACUGUAGCCAUGAGCCAGGAUUUUCCUCUAGGCAUCGAGUCGUUACUAAACGUGUUGGAAGUCAUCGCCCCGUUCAAGCACUUCAACAAACUCCGAGAGUUCGUUCAAAUGAAGCUUCCACCGGGGUUUCCCGUCAAACUCGACAUCCCCGUCUUCCCCACGAUCACAGCUACUGUCACCUUUCAGGAGUUCCGCUACGACGAGUUUGACGAGUCUAUUUUCUCCAUCCCUGCCGAAUACAAGGAAGAUCCGAGCCGCUUUCCUGACCUCUGACCUGUCGACGCGUCCGGUUUGGGAGAGCGAGGGCAGAACCGAUUCUGAAUACGUAUUAACCGUUUAAGAAAGAAAAAGAAACAACAAAAAAAAGGGGGGGGGGAGAUUUGGUCAGUUUUCAUUCAUUUCGCUGAUGCAUCCGAUGCAAAUCAAUCCAAGACGAUAUGACAGAGCGCCUUGUGACCUAUAGAUGAAUAUCUGCACAUUGUUAUUUUGUGAAAUGAUUGAUGGCUUUCAUUGUACUUGCUAUUUAUAAACGGAGCAGGUGAAGCUGCCGCUCUGUGCUGCUGUGCAACAUUUUAAAAGCUGUCAGAUCGUCAAUAUUUCAGUAUACUCGACUGAUUUAAGAAUCCCUGAAGCUGGAUUCACACCUUCAGAAAUGUCUAUUCUCUCGUCUUCAGUUCACAAGAUUAAACAAACAUAUAUAGAUAUAUCCUUAAA